UGUGGAUACUUGCGGGAUGGCCGGUCUUUUCUACAUGAGCCUCAGACGACUGUCCAGGAGGUUUCCCGUUCUAGCGCCAAAGGCAGCAGUGGUUUGCGAUGAAAUGCUGGCGAGCGCAGCUGGCUUGGAUGUACUACGUCGCGGUGGCAACGCGGCUGACGCAACGCUCGCAAUGGCGGCCUCCAUGCAGGUUUUGCAGCCUUACACCAUGGGACUUGGCGGGGACUGCUUCGCCCUGCACUAUGAGCCCCAGACGAAGAAAGUGCGAUGUGUGGACGGAUGCGGAAGAAGUCCGGCUGCCCUGUCGUUAGAACUCAUGAAGUCCAAGGACCAGCGUGAAUGCUCUUCAGGGGGGCACGUCUCAGGCCUGCAAGCAACAGUGCCGGGGGCAGCAAAAGCGUGGUUUCACAUAGCCCGCCGCUUUGGCUCGGGAAAGAUGACGAUGAGCGAGAUCUUCGCACCAGCAGUGCACUACGCCCAGCACGGAUUCCCCAUGGACCACGUGAAGCAAAGCAUUUGGCAGUUCCGGCAUAAGGCGUUGCUUGAGAUUCCAGGCGGGCAUUACUUCCUGGAUGACCUUUCUCGUGUGCCAGCCCUCGGCCAGAUAAUCACUAACCAACCACUGGCGGCACUGCUGAAGAAGUUCACCCGCGAGGGACCGCAGGCCGUGUACAAGGGCAUCGUAGCCGAAAACAUUGCGGACGCCGUGCGCCGAGCGGGUGGAGUCCUUUCUACUCAGGACCUGGCGGAUCACCUUGAAUCGGUGGAACCUCUCGACGUGGUGCCUGCUUCUACGACGUACCGCGGCAAUGUCAAUGUUCACACGACCCCGCUACCCACCCAGGGGGCCGUGGUGCUACAGGCGCUCAACAUACUCGAGGGCUUUCAAUUGAGAGGUAGCCGUGUGACAGCAUUUCAGUAUGUGGUUUAA
Molecule: messenger RNA, 931 nt
Organism: Dermacentor silvarum
Lineage: Eukaryota; Metazoa; Arthropoda; Arachnida; Ixodida; Ixodidae
Product: glutathione hydrolase-like YwrD proenzyme
Exons: 5
Coding region: 17-931 (304 amino acids)
Source: RefSeq, a predicted model, not a curated record